Molecule: messenger RNA, 1738 nt
Organism: Vitrella brassicaformis
Lineage: Eukaryota; Vitrellaceae
Source: the annotation of a GenBank genome assembly
CGCACGAGGGGCUCGUAGUGAUCGGCGGUGUGAUUUGCUGUCCGGGGGGGUCAGAUCUGGCAGCAGAAGGUAACUGCAACAAAUCACACACAUACUUCACUCGUCCCUGGCUCAUUCCUCAUCCUCUCUGUCGUGCUUGCGCCGACAGGCCCUGUACCCAGGUGCUGAGGUCGCUAGUCAGCUUGUCGUCUCGUCAGUCAUGACGGAUUCCAGCUCGGGCCUCUCCGCCUUCCCGACUCAUGACGGUACCGCGAAGCUCAUCAAGGUUAUCCAAGACGGCCCUCUCUCUGGCAAGAAGGUCCGCCGCCUCAUCAAGAAGAAAGGGGCUGAUGCUGCAGUGCUCGUCGGCCAUCUGAGCCUCAUUGAGAUUGCCCUCAAGCAUCAUGGAGAGGGCCCCGUCAGCGACCGCACUCUCCACGCCAUCGCAGAGCUGCUGUCGGGCGGCGCUGACCCUGACCAUGGCCGCGUCGUUUGCAGGGCAGUGCGGUGUCAUGACUAUGCGCUGGUGGACCUCCUGCUCGACAACCACGCCGAUCUGAAGGGGCUGUGUCUGCUGCACAUGAUCGCUGAGAGUGACCACCAACCGGCCGCUGAGAAGCUGCGGCUGGUAAGACAGCUGAUCGACCACGACCCGGCCAUCGUCAAGGAAGUCGACACUCACGGCCGCCAUCCCCUCUCGUGCUUCUGCCGCCAUCCCCUGCCAGAGGCUUGGCUGCAGGAGGCCCUUCUCGACCUUCACUACCAGAAUGGAGCAAAGACAGACACCCCAGACAGUGACGGCUACCGGCCGCUGCACCACGCCAUGCACACUGGCGACAAGACCACGGUCCGCUGGCUGUGUGGCAAGACCAACGACAUCGAUGCCAGGGCCAGCCGGGUCACCGCCCUCAAGCUGGGUGCACUCAACGGCCUGCCAACGAAGCUCCUGCGUGUGCUGCUGGUCCACGGCGCGUCGCCAUCCGAGGCCACACUGAGGGCGGGCCGCGCACUCAGGAGCGAGGAGUGGGAGAGGCGGGUCACGAGGGCUUAUCUCGAUUACCUCAACAAGAACGUGCCCCGGCUGGUCAUCGAAAACAUCAACCGCACCCUUCGCGCCCUCCGCUCGCCCUUCGCUUCCCGCGAGUGGCGGCGAUCCUUCCCUCGCGCAUCCCUGCCAGCGGAGAUGGUCACACACAUCCUGCAGUUCGCCGCCCACCCUCGCCCCAUCCCCAUCGCUGACGAGAGGCUCGCCAGCCGCAUCAACACCGCCGUCGGCCACUACUGUGCCCUCACCGCCAAGCUGAUCGCCAAGAGGGGCAAUGGAGAAAACGUCGGUCCGAUGCGAUGCUUCAUGGUUGGCGGUCGCCGUCUGGGUGUGUGCGAGGUGGUGUCUCGAGCAAUCAAGGAUGAGGCCCGGCUGUACCAGUGCGAUUGGCGGCCCUCCGCAUCGACAACGGUCUUCCCGUGGCAGCAUUUGGAGGGGCUGCACCUGUCUGGUGAUGAUCUGGAGCACGAGAUGUUCGAGUCGCUGGGCCUCGAGUGAGUGAUGCGUGUGGGUGUGGUCUGGUGUGGUCAAGACUUUAUUCGUCGAGCUGCGUGCAGGAUGGUCCUCUCUGUACUGAGUUGCUUGUUGCAUGAUUGCAUGAUUGAUUGGACGUUGGCGAUGUGUGCGUGCACUCGUGCGGUGAGAGAGUGUAUUUGCAGGACAGACAUGGAUGAGAUCUAUGCAUACAGACACUAACUGGGUGCAUCAAAAGGC